This is a messenger RNA of Oryzias melastigma (Indian medaka), 1753 nucleotides long. RefSeq lists its product as uncharacterized. The record is from RefSeq and is a predicted model, not a curated record. Gene Ontology annotation, molecular function: catalytic activity. NCBI's taxonomy places the organism in Eukaryota, Metazoa, Chordata, Actinopteri, Beloniformes, Adrianichthyidae.
GAAAUUAAUUACGUAGACUUCAAUGACGAGACUGGAUGUGAUAACAAAAGAAGUACAAGAUAUUAAAACAAGUUUGCAAUAUACUCAAAAAGAAGUUGAUGAUCUAAAAACAAACCUAAGUAAACAGUGUGAGCAAAGUAAAACUGUACAAAAUGACAUUUUUAAAAUAUGUGAAAGCCUUUUGACAGUGACUGACAAAUUAGACCAUCUUGAAGGCCAAUCAAAAGGGAAUAACCUCAUAUUUGAGGGGGUAACAGAGUCACCAAGCGAAAUAUGGGCAGAGUUAGAAAGAAAAGUCAAACUAAUUAUUAAGGAAAAGUUACAAAUUUCAGAGGACAUAGAGUUGGAAAAAGUACAGCGAACAGGAAAGACUGGAAACAAUCAGAAUCGACCGAGACCAAUUUUGGUAAAAUUUCUACGACUGAAAGACAAAUCCAAGGUACUACAGUAUGCAAAGAAGCUCAAAGGAACAAACAUGUACAUAAAUGAGGACUAUACAGAUGCUGUGAGACAAAAAAGGAGAGAGCUCUUGCCACAAAUGAGAGAAGCACGUAAAAGAGGAGACAUAGCAUUUCUACGCCAUGACAAAUUAAUAAUUCACUCCAGAAACACAAGUACUCCAAAAACACCUAGGAAUGAAUAGACUCAACCACAAGCAAUAAAUAAAUAAACAAAUACAUAAAUAAAUACAUAAAACUAAAAUAUAAUGAAAAAAGAAAAUAUGAAUAGGAGGUAAUAUUGAUUCAUGGCAUUUGCUCAGUAUAAUACUAACUCAUUUGAUUUUACUCAAUAUACAAGUUACCAGCAAGACUUGGAGGAUGAACAUGAACCUGAUGUGUUUUUUGAAACAACUAACAUGAAUUGUACAUAUUACACCAGUGAUGUUUUUUGUCAAAAUGUUGACUAUGGUAUGACAUUGUCUAUAAUACAUUUUAAUAGUAGAAGCAUGCAUAAAAAUUAUACUUCUAUCAAAGAAUAUCUGCAACAGUUUAGUCAUUCUUUCAGUGUUAUCGCUGUAUCUGAAACCUGGUUUAAGGAAGACAAUAUUUUUCAUUUUGAAUUAGAGGGAUAUGACCUUAACUAUAUUAACAGAUUGAAUAAACCAGGGGGUGGAGUUGCUUUAUAUGUUAAGAAAGAUAUGAAGUUCAAAAUAAUUACCCAUAUGACUAUGACAAUAGACAAUGUACUUGAAUGUUUGACAAUUGAAAUCUGUUGUGAGAAAAGGAAAAAUGUUAUAAUAACGUGUGUAUACAGGACGCCAGGCUCGAACAUGGAACAGUUUAUACAAUGGAUUGAAAAAAUGUUUUCUGAUGUUCGUAACAAAACUGUAUUUAUUUGUGGUGACUUCAAUAUUGACCUGAUGAAUCCCAAUAAGCACAAAUCCACAGAUGAUUUUAUCCAAACUUUGUACAGCAUGAGUUUCUAUCCAACUAUCAACAAACCAAGCAGAAUUACAACCCACAGUGCUACACUCAUUGAUAACAUAUUCACAAAUAACAUUGAAUCCAAUAAGAGAAGUGGACUGCUGACUUGUGACAUAACAGAUCACUUACCUGUCUUCACAAUGUAUGAUUAUGAAAUUCCCAAAAUACCAACUCAAAAAUAUUUUUACAAACGGUUAAGAACAGAUAAUGCAAUUAAUUCUCUCAAAAAUGAUUUAAGUGAGCAAAAUUGGGACAUGGUUUAUAAUGUAAAAGAUGUAAAUCAAGCAUAUAACAAUUUUUUGAAAAUAUUCUGUUCACUAUAUAACAAA